This is a messenger RNA of Orbicella faveolata, 2594 nucleotides long. RefSeq lists its product as uncharacterized. The record is from RefSeq and is a predicted model, not a curated record. Gene Ontology annotation, biological process: fucose metabolic process; glycoside catabolic process. Gene Ontology annotation, molecular function: alpha-L-fucosidase activity. NCBI's taxonomy places the organism in Eukaryota, Metazoa, Cnidaria, Anthozoa, Scleractinia, Merulinidae. Gene Ontology annotation, cellular component: lysosome.
AAGGGGUUUGAGAAACCAAAUGACAACCUUCAUUGAACUGAAAAGUCGAAUUCGACACUCGUUUCCCAGAAUGAUACAACUUUACAGUUUGUUUUCUUUGAUCGUUACGCUGUAUAUUCAUUGUGUAGAAGGUGCAAGCGAUUUCGAGGUACCAAAGCCGACAAAAACUCAAGCAAAAUGGCUGGACUACGAAGUUGGAGCAAUAGUUCACUUCAACAUGCAAACAUUUGAUCGCUAUAUGAAACCAGGUCGUGUAGUGCCUGUAGACACCUUCAAUCCACAACAACUCUCAACUGAUCAGUGGGUCGAGGCAGCGAAAAGUUUUGGUGCCAAAUACAUUAUUAUUAGCAUUGACCACUUCAGCGGGUUUCUCAUGUGGCCAAGUGAGACAAAUUACAACUACUCUGUCAAGUAUACAAAGUGGAGAGAAGGCAAGGGAAAUAUCCUAUCCGAUUUUAUGAUGUCCAGCAAAAAACAUGGUCUUGAUUACGGAUUCUUUUACAGCGUGCACAACAACUGGUAUAUGGGCGUGGAUAAUUAUACAACUGGGAACGCCUUAACUCAAGAACGCUAUAAAAAGGUAGUGGAAGAACAAAUGCGGGAAUUAUUCAAUGCAAAAUCUCCGUAUAAAGACCCUUUCUACAUCUGGUUUGAUGCUGGGAUUGUUCCAGGAGUGAGCCCUAAUGUCGGACCAAUCAUUCGCGAGUUGGCAGGUAACUCACUGUGUGACGAAUGCCCGACUUUUGCUGGAAAUCAAGGCUUGCGGUGGGUUGGUAACGAAAAUGCUAUGGCACCUUUACCUCACUGGUAUGCCGUGCCCAAUGGAAAGUGUUCCAUGAAGACCAAUGAUGGAAAAGUGAUUCAAGGGAAUCCCUGGGGCCAGCUGUUUUGCCCUGCUAAUUGUGAUACAGUGAUUCGCCAACACUAUUGGUUUUGGCAACCUAAUACGGAGUGCUCGGUGAAAAGUACCCAAAGACUUGUACGUGAAUAUCUGACUAGCGUGGGACAUGGCUGUACCAUGCUUUUGAACCUCAAUCCCGACACCCGCGGGUUGGUACCCGAGAUAGAUCUCUCGGUAUACCAGGAGCUGGGCAAAGCGAUAGCGCUGUUAUAUCAAUACCCCGUAAGCAAAUACUGUAGCCCUGAAAUGCAUGUAGGAGAGGAAAAAAUAUGGAAAUUCAGGGAAUUGAAAAGCCUCAAUGGUUCCGUUAUACUCAUGGAAGACAUCGAGAAAUCUGGACAAAUAGUUAUGGAAUACGAAUUGAAGUUGGAAACCGAAGACGGUUGGAUAAAAACUCCUGAGCCUGGAAGCACUAUAGGACACAAGAGAAUUCAUCCUUUUCCAAUAGCGUUAGCGAACAAAAAAGUGACUGCAAUCAGUUUAAAUAUUACAAGGCUCGUAACCAAGCAAAAAUCUAUAACUCUAAGGGAAGUUUCCGUUUACGACUGGAACGAAGCAGCCAGACAAAAUUUGAUCUGAUUUAUGUGAGUUAAAAAAAAAAGCAAACAAAUGUUCAAAUGUUGUUGUUUAUAGAGGUCAGUGCGCUUAGCUACAUCUAGCAAAUUCACAGGCCAGAUCAGUUGGCUAUAUACAAGCAUGACCGAGAAGUUAAUUGAACUAGGGUCUACCGAAAAACAACUUCUGCUUAGUGGUCAGAGGGGGACUUGAACCCGCGACCUACGGAUUCAAGUCCGGCGCCCUAACCACUCAACCGCUUCCUUUUGUUAUAAAGCGUAAAAAGGAAAAGUGAUUCAAGGAGACCCCUGGGGUAUUUGGUUUAAACUAUUUCUUGAAGUCGUUUGAUAAAAAUCUAAAUGUGAUUUUGUUCGUCCACAUUACAAGAAAGAGCUGGUUAUAUUUGUUCCUCUGAAAUGUUUGAACAAGGAAGAGUCAGUUUGAGUAUUCAUAUUCACUGUACAUCAGUUACAAUAGAGUAACUGUGGUUAUUCAACGGAAAGUCGAAUAAUUCGGCAAGAUAAUAUAAAAGGUCAGUUGUUAUGACCCUUGAACAAGGGUUUUGGUAGGGGUUGAUAUGUUUCAAUCAGCAAUAGAAACACAUAAUUACAAUAAACCUUAUUUUCCGGACUGUUCAGUUUUGCAUGCUUAACCCAGCUGGUCAGUAGCUCAAAGUCUCUCAUUGAUCUCAGGAGCCCAUCACCAGGAGCGUACAACUCUCGUACUAAGCCUUGUCACGGCAUUUUCACAGACCGCGGGUCUAAUUUUGGGCUCCUUUUCCCGCGAAAUAGGUUAGCUUCGGUUUACAUGAGCGCGGAUCGGUAAACAAAAACAUGGCGGCCUCAGGCGGACAUGUCGACUUAAUCAGCACGGUGUCUGAGAAAUCCAGAGAAAUCAGAGAAAUCCAGUGCGACAGACGAAUUCCAAAUCUUCUCUCUUGACUGAUUGAAUGUGGGAAUCCUAACUCACUUGCGUCACGUGCACACGCGAGCGAGAGCCUACGGGGAUUCCUAUCCUCUGGGACAAUUCAGCCAGUGUGAUUGAAUGUUUCAGCAGUACGUAAAGCUACAAGCUUCAACUGGUAACUUUUAAAUGUUGAUAAUCAUUUAACUGCAUUUCUCAAAAUGACUGGCCGAGG